This is a messenger RNA of Symbiodinium necroappetens, 1068 nucleotides long. Lineage: Eukaryota; Dinophyceae; Suessiales; Symbiodiniaceae. The record is from the annotation of a GenBank genome assembly.
AUGCACUACGACUGGGGCCUGCGAGCGGUGAAAUCCUUGCUUCGUCAGGCAAGAAAGAGGGCAGUCCGCAGUGUGUCUAAAGCCAAAGCUCAGCUGAGAGGCGGGGUCUUUGAAGGGCAAGGAGCCGGACAACGACGAGAACGUGGUCCUUUGCAGGGCCCUGCGCGACUUCAACCUGCCCAAGAUCACCACGCAGGCGGGAGCUGCUGUGGGAGGGGGUCAUGGGUGAAAGAUCGCACUUGCAGCAGUCAGGACCUGCCCAUCUUCCAGCGUCUCAUCCAGGACCUCUUCCCAGGCGUGAAGGCGAAACCCUUUCUGGAUCCAAAGUUCAGGAAGGUCUGUGAGGACACGGUCAAGGCACGGGGGCUCCAGCCGGAUGGAGGUUUCUUGGACAAAGUGGUGGAUUUCCUGGACAUCUUGAAGGUUCGGCAUUGCUGCUUCAUUAUCGGGCCCACGGGCGCGGGGAAGACGGAGAUCUGGCGAUCCCUGGAAAUGGCACUGAUCGCCAUCGGUGAGGACUGCAAAUGGGAGCAGGUGAAUCCCAAAGCCAUCACCGCCGAUGAACUCUAUGGAACCAUCGAGAAGGGGGAAUGGAAGGACGGCGCGGUCUCCGUGAUCAUGCGGAACAUGAGCAAGGAGAUGAACGGCUACAAGGCAAGCCACCUGCACAAGUGGGUGGUGCUGGACGGCGACAUCGAUGCCACCUGGAUCGAGUCCAUGAACACCGUCAUGGACGACAACAAGGUGCUGACGUUGGUGAGCAACGAGCGGAUCCCUUUCACGCAGACCAUGCGGAUGCUCCUGGAGAUCCAGGACAUGAAGCACGCGAGCCCGGCGACGGUGUCUCGGGGCGGCGUCCUGUACAUCAACGAGAGCGACGUGGGCUGGAAGCCAUUUGUGGAGAGUUGGCGAGUCGCUGGGCUGAAGUGUGGGGAGGGAUGUAGGGACAGGCUUCUUGCAACUGCGUGCGAGGAGAGAGGAAGAGAGAGAGAGAGAGAGAGAGUAGCCAUUUUGGCUCAAGUCGACCCGCCGCUCUCCUUUGGGGGGCGCCUGAGGCCGGCCCUCUGA